UGUAGAGUCAUCUGGACUGUAGAUUGAGAUCGCGAAUGGGAAAAGGUGGAGCCUUGGCAUUUUCAAGAGGCAUGCACAAAUGUGAAUGCACUUUGGGGGAAUCCAUCAGUCGAGCUUGGUGUUUGCUCACCAGCCAACACGGGACGGAGCUGGAACAUGACGGCUCCAGGCAAAACAACUGGACCUGCAGUCCCACCUGCACUCCCACCUCGACUCUAUUGCAGCAUCUUCUCUGACGUCCCUCACUUACAGCCACAAAAGGCCCCAAAGAGAAGCAAGACGCAAGAGUCUACGAGUGUCUCAGACGUAGGUUCUGAAGCUAUCUACGAAGACCCGGACGCAUUACUGGCUUCUAACCCAGAUGUGAGUCAACCAGAGGCUAAACCCAGGCCUGUGCCUCGUCCAAGGAGCAAAUCCAAACCAAAUCUCCAACUUGACACCAACAACACAACCAAAGGAAACUACAUCCACACGAUCAACUCAGGACACAACGAUAACACCGCCGUCACAGGCUAUGUAACAAGAACAGCUUUCGACGCCAACCCCACACAGACUGCCAACAGCACUAAAACUACCUACGAGACUGGAACCACCACCAAUGCUAACACAGCUUCCAAAUCUCACAACUCCAGAAAACCCAGUUCAACCACCUCUAGCACAGUCAACUCAACCCAUGAUGCAGUCAGAACCCACAAUGCCAACCCAGCUAAGUCCUCAGACAGAACAGGCGACACAAAGAACGAUGCAAGUUAUGAAAGAAUGAAGAACUUCGAUGAGUACAUGACACCUCGGUCUGCCCGCCAGCCUCCUCCCACACCGCCCAAGACCAUAGUUGGAAAAUCAACAGCAGCAGACAGUCCAGAGAUUUAUAACAUGGGAACUAAUUCAGAACUGGCGACAAGUGCAAAGAGUGACCAAAACGGAAAGAACUCAAACGACUACAUGACACCUCGGUCUGCUUACCAAGCUCUCCUUCCACCUUUAGCUCUUGAGUCCAAAGGCCCAUACUCAACAGCAGCAGAUGCGUCACAGUAUUAUACCACAAGAACAAAUUCAAAUACAAGUGUUAAGACGAGAGACGUGAAAAGCAGACAUCAAGCUUCAUCUUCAUCUCAACCUCUUAUGCAUCACAGCAGCUCAAUGUUGGACCUGUCAAGUGUUGAGCGUCACCAAAACGACUACAUGACACCUCGGUCUGCUCGCCAAGCUCUCCUUCCACCUUCAGCUCCCGAGUCCAAAGGCCCAUACUCAACAGCUGCAGACGCGUCACAGGAUUAUACCUCAAGAACAAAUUCAAAUACAAGGGUUAAGAAUCUGCCUCCUCUGCCUCCUCCUGGCCUGGAACCAAACAACCCUCAAUAUUGUGACAAAGUAAAUCCUACCCCACAGCAUAGAGACAACAGAAGCAGACAUGGGCCUCAAACGCGUGUCUAUCACAGCACAUCAAUGUUGGACAUGUCAAGCGAAACGAGCAGUGAAACUUCAUCUUUAUACGAAAUGGGAAGUCACUCAGGAUCAUCUCAAUACACUGACAUUGUGAACCCUCAGUACACAAUAGUUUUACCGGAUGAUCAUUACAACAGGCUAUGGACACAGGCACAGCGUUAUGAAGAUGAUAACCAGAGCACCUACAACGACAUAUAUCAAUUCACUCAAGAUAAUGUCGCCGAGCUGCUGCAGUGGUUAAAGAUAGAGUCCAGACAAUCUGAUACCAUGUCGCUGUAUGGCCUCAGUAUGGAGGAUGAAAUGAGAUCCUUCGAUCAGCAGGCCUGGCAUGUGAGAAAAGCCCGGCGUCUCUACAACCUUCUCAUGAAGAAACGCAAGGAUCCCCUACAGAAGAUCCUCGACGAGUUCAAGGCCAUCUGUGAAAAACUGGAAAAAGUGCAGAAAGCAAAUAAAACAAUGGGAAUAGCUGGUGGUACAACAAGUGCAGUAGGAGGCGUGGCCGCAGUGGUGGGCAUCGCCUUGGCCCCUGUUACCAUGGGAGCCUCACUGAUCGCGACCGCUGUUGGGGCUGGCAUUGUCGCAACAUCGGCCGGAGGUGUCGGCGUGAAAGUCGCCACGGCCAACAAGAAGAUUGUGAACAGGGAGACAGUCGAGAAGCUUGUAAAUGCCUACAAGUCAGAUGUUGCCGACCUGGAACAUUGCCUGAAUUACAUCCUCUGUCUGAUGAAGGAGCUGCAAAGACACAACAUUGCCAAGCUAAGCCGGGCCGGAGCGCACCCGGACGCGCUCAGGAUGGCGGAGCUGUCGAAGGUUGUGUCCAACAAAAGCAGGCAGGUGUCUCCUAACAACUCUGGAGGGCUGACGUCUGAAAGUAUGCUCAAGCAAUUCGAAUCGGAAUUUGAUGAGUAUUUCACGGAAAAGAAAGGCCAGAAGCUGAAGAAGUCGAACAAGAGCAAAUUUUUGGGCAGAGUGUGCACUCUGGUUAAAAACCUGCAAGAAGAACUCAAUUAUCUAGAUCAAAUGUGGGAAGUGUUAACUUAAAAACAGAUUACUGUGUCUUUGUGCCUGUGAUGUGAGGGAUACAUAUUGAAAAUAUUGUAAUAUAUUAUUAACUAUUGGCCAAUAAAUUUGUAUGUUUACUUCAUUCAUAACUGCAUUUUCUUUUCUUUUUUUUGCUUUAUUGUAGAAAUAAUUUGCUCUGUAACGUUUGUAUUAUUACAAAAUCAAAGACUAGUUAAUAGAUACAUAUUCUAAUAUGCUAAACUUGCAUAUUACUAAUUUUGUAUAUUUUAGUCUCAUUAUUUCAGCACACAUGGUGUGUUAGUCAUGACUAAACUGGUUCUAUGCACUUUCCUGAAGGAACGAAGGUUGAGUUACUUUUUCUUCCCCUGAUCAGGUAGUUUAUGUAGACAUGGAUGUUAGCCCCGGAGCGCUACAAAAACUAAAAUUACUUUGAAAAUGAGCCAAGAUCAACUUGUUAUGUCACACAGGAAAGUGCAAAAAAUAUAAAUAAAAUGAAAUUAAAAAAUUUGGACCGAGGUAUCAUAAUAAAAAGCCUGAGGUUGUGCAGUCACUAUUAAUUAAUCAAGUUUUAUGGUUUCACAUUUUUAAAUCUGAGUUUGACGUCAAAGUUCAAUAAAGUAUUAAAAUAUAACUUGACUCCUUUGGUAUGCGUGCAUGGACACUUUUUGCUAAAUCCGCCUACUGCCGAUUGUUAAAGAUAGUGUAACAUGUCGACCUUCCUUCAAAUUGUGUGUUCUGGUCUGAAAUACGUAAAGCUAUAAAUCACUGUGAACACAUCCUGUAAGUCAUAAAUCACAUACUAUGUUAAGUUCUCAAAGUGUAAAUCAUAAAAGUAAAACUCUGUUAUUGUACAUUUUUUUCAGCUGUUUUAUCUAAAUCCCGAGUUAAAAUAGCACAGUUUCACUCUCUUAAUAAACAGAUUUGUAACAAAAAUGAUGGCUCUGUUAUUUAGUUUCCACAUCUUGAC
Poeciliopsis prolifica (blackstripe livebearer) is the source of this 3436-nucleotide messenger RNA. RefSeq lists its product as uncharacterized. Gene Ontology annotation, cellular component: membrane; extracellular region. The record is from RefSeq and is a predicted model, not a curated record. Gene Ontology annotation, biological process: lipid transport; lipoprotein metabolic process. The transcript is spliced from 15 exons. NCBI's taxonomy places the organism in Eukaryota, Metazoa, Chordata, Actinopteri, Cyprinodontiformes, Poeciliidae. Gene Ontology annotation, molecular function: lipid binding. Bases 157 to 2487 code for a protein of 776 amino acids.